UCAGAUAAAGCAUACUAUCAAACUUAUUUACUUCCGUUACCAGGAAAUAGAACUGAACUUUUCAAGACUGAAGGACACACUUGCUUCCUUUUUCUAAAUAAUAUUUAACAAUCUAGGUAUUAAAUCUUUGGAAAUGUUAUAAGGGAAAUCAUGGCUGUCCCAGGUAAAAAAGCCAUAACACAAUUUUCUUCUUCAACAACUAUUAUUGGUUCUGAUGAAGAUUUCAAAGUUUACUGUCAGCCAUGUGAUCGUGAUGGACCAAGACUUCCUGCUCACGGUUAUUGUACAAAUUGUUCUGAGCAUUUGUGUGAAACAUGCUUUACCGGCCACAGAAGGCACACAUUGUCAAGACUACAUACUUUACUAGACAAAACCAACAUGCCUCAGACUCUGUCACCUGCAACACCAAGACAACCAGAUAACUUCACAAAACCAUGUCCUAAACACAACAUUGAGAUGAUAAAGUUUUACUGCCAUGAUCAUAAGGCUCUACUUUGCAGUGUUUGUGUUACAUUAAAUCAUACAGCAACAUCUUGCAAAGUCAACUAUAUACCAGACAUUUCCGACAAGACCAUCAACAGCACAGAAUAUCAGGACGUUUUGAAGGAAUUAAACGACAUGGCUGAGAGAUCAAGCGAAACACUUCAAGACUUGAAGACAAUGAUAGAGAAAUCAGACAAGUCUUUAAAAGAUGUAUUUACAGACAUAUUGAAAUUUAGAACAAAAAUCAACCAAAGACUAGAUGAAAUGGAAAGACAAGUCAAGAAGGCUGCAAAAAUCAUCAAAAAGGACAAUAGCAAUAAUAUGAAGUCUGUGAAAACAACAUGUAUAGAUGUAUUUAAAUCAUUGAGAUCAUCAGCAGAUGUCAUUAAACAUUUCAACGCAUCCAAACAAGCCAAUGAUUUGUUCAUGGAACUAAAACAUGCAAAACAGAUGAUAAAAAAUUAUGAAAAGUUUGUUGCCAAGCCCUUUGAAUUUGAAGUAAAAAAAUACAAAUUCGAAGCAAAUGAUGCAAUAGCAGAUCUAUUGGAUACAGAAACAGAAAAGUCACUGGGGACAUUGAAAGGGACAAUAUGUCAGUACAGACGAUGUUUACAAAUGGAUAAAAUCCGUAUCAACACACCAGAAGACGGACAUAAUUGCUAUAUAACAGGAAUGACUCUCCUUACUCCUGAUGUUCUUAUCAUCACAGAUUAUCAAAACAAUGAAAUAAAAAUGGUUGAUAUCAGUAGGAAGUCUGUACUAGCUCAGAUAUCGUUAGAUAGUGAACCUUGGGAUGUCACAUCUGUUUCAAAAAAUGAAUUUGCUGUCACAUUGCCGUUCUCUCAAACUAUUCAGUUCUUUUCUGUCUCUAGUUGUCUCAUGACGAAGCAAUCUCUAAAGGUUUGUGGAGAAUGUUUUGGUAUAAGCUGUCAUAAAGAUAAAAUGGUGGUAUCAUAUUGUAAACCAGCUAAAGUUCAAAUCCUUUUUAUCAAUGGCACUGUAUUACAGACAAUACAAGAUGAAAACAUUUUCAUUACUCCAGAAUAUAUAACAGCAAAUGACAAUUGUAUCUAUGUAUCAGAUAAAGAAAUGAAAAUAGUUACCAAGUUAAACUGGCAGUGUCAGGUGACAGGUAAAUAUAUAUGUACAGACAUACCUUUGGGCUUGACAAUGUCAGAUUAUGAGUCUUUGUUUGUUUGUUAUAGGGAUAACAAUACCAUAGAAGAGAUAUCAGGAGACUGUAGUGAUGGACAGGUUGUUUUAAAGAAUAUAGAAAACCCUCAAGCUGUCUAUUGGUCUGCUGAAACAUGUACUUUGUGCACAAGCAGCCAUUAUUAUAACAUAGAAGAUAACUUUAUCAAACUGUUCAAACUGUCUAGUCUAAAUAAUGAAUGACAGAAUUUUUAUUAGAGAGAGAGAGAGAGAGAGAGAAAGAGAGGGAGAGAGGGAGAGAGAGAGAGAGAGAUAUUAUCACAUAUUAAAUGCAAAAUUUAUAUUCAAAUCCAUUGAAUGCAUUGUCAUGAUUGUGUUGUUUUAUAUAACUUAAUU
This is a messenger RNA of Ruditapes philippinarum (Manila clam), 2031 nucleotides long. RefSeq lists its product as uncharacterized. Gene Ontology annotation, molecular function: ubiquitin-protein transferase activity; zinc ion binding. Gene Ontology annotation, cellular component: nucleoplasm; chromatin. Gene Ontology annotation, biological process: positive regulation of DNA-templated transcription. The record is from RefSeq and is a predicted model, not a curated record. The transcript is spliced from 2 exons. Lineage: Eukaryota; Metazoa; Mollusca; Bivalvia; Venerida; Veneridae. Bases 151 to 1878 code for a protein of 575 amino acids.